Molecule: messenger RNA, 5901 nt
Organism: Hemibagrus wyckioides
Lineage: Eukaryota; Metazoa; Chordata; Actinopteri; Siluriformes; Bagridae
Product: myosin heavy chain, fast skeletal muscle-like
Exons: 39
Coding region: 1-5817 (1938 amino acids)
Cellular component (GO): myosin complex
Molecular function (GO): ATP binding; cytoskeletal motor activity; actin filament binding
Source: RefSeq, a predicted model, not a curated record
AUGGCUGAUGGAGAAAUGGAAUGCUUUGGCUUGGCAGCCAUCUACCUCCGUAAACCAGAGAAGGAGAGGAUUGAAGCCCAGACAAAACCUUUCGAUGCCAAAACUGCAGUGUUUGUGGCUGAACCGGCAGAGAUGUACGUCAAGGGUACACUGAUAAGCAAAGACGGUAGCAAAGCCACUGUUGAAACUUUGGAUGGCAAAAUCCUUACAGUUAAGGAAGAUGUCAUUUUCCCUAUGAAUCCUCCCAAGUUUGACAAAAUUGAGGACAUGGCCAUGAUGACCCACCUCAACGAAGCCACUGUGCUGUAUAACCUCAAAGAGCGUUAUGCAGCAUGGAUGAUCUAUACCUACUCUGGGUUGUUCUGCGUCACAGUGAACCCCUACAAGUGGCUCCCAGUGUAUGACGCCGUCGUUGUUACUGGAUACAGAGGAAAGAAGAGAGUUGAAGCCCCACCUCACAUCUUCUCCAUCUCUGAUAACGCCUAUCAGUUCAUGCUCACUGACCGUGAGAAUCAAUCUAUCCUUAUCACUGGAGAAAGUGGUGCAGGAAAGACUGUGAACACAAAACGUGUCAUUCAGUACUUUGCAACAAUUGCAGUGUCUGGUCAGAAAAAGGCAGAGCCUACUUUUGGCAAAAUGCAGGGUUCACUUGAGGAUCAAAUUAUCGCAGCCAACCCCCUGCUGGAGGCUUAUGGUAAUGCCAAGACUGUCAGAAAUGACAACUCCUCUCGUUUUGGCAAAUUCAUCAGAAUUCAUUUUGGAUCCUCUGGGAAGCUGGCUUCAGCUGAUAUUGAAACAUAUCUGCUGGAAAAAUCAAGAGUCACCUUCCAGCUGUCUGCUGAGAGAAGCUACCACAUUUUUUAUCAGCUCAUGACUGGACACAAGCCAGAACUGCUUGAGGCACUGCUCAUAACUACCAACCCCUAUGAUUACCCUGUCAUCAGCCAGGGGGAAAUUAUAGUGAAAAGCAUUAACGAUGUAGAGGAGUUUGUUGCUACAGAUACAGCCAUUGACAUCCUUGGUUUCAGCGCUGAUGAGAAAAUGAACAUCUACAAGUUGACCGGUGCUGUGAUGCAUCAUGGAAACAUGAAGUUCAAACAAAAGCAGAGGGAGGAGCAGGCUGAGCCCGAUGGCACUGAGGUUGCUGAUAAAAUCGCCUACCUCAUGGGCCUGAACUCAGCUGACAUGCUGAAAGCUUUGUGCUACCCCAGAGUCAAAGUCGGAAAUGAGUUUGUGACCAAAGGCCAGACUGUACCUCAGGUGAACAAUGCCGUCAUGGCCCUCUGCAAGUCUGUCUAUGAGAAAAUGUUCUCGUGGAUGGUCAUCCGUAUCAAUGAGAUGUUGGACACAAAGCAGCCAAGACAAUUCUUCAUCGGUGUGCUGGAUAUCGCUGGGUUUGAGAUCUUUGAUUUCAACAGCUUGGAGCAGCUCUGCAUUAACUUCACAAAUGAGAAACUGCAACAGUUUUUCAACCACCACAUGUUCGUGCUGGAACAAGAGGAGUACAAGAAAGAAGGCAUUGAUUGGGAGUUCAUUGACUUUGGUAUGGACUUGGCUGCCUGCAUUGAGCUUAUUGAGAAGCCAAUGGGCAUCUUCUCCAUCCUUGAAGAGGAGUGCAUGUUCCCCAAAGCCACAGACACGUCCUUCAAGAACAAGCUUCACGACCAGCACCUUGGAAAAAGUGCUGCUUUCCAAAAGCCAAAGCCUGCCAAAGGCAAAGCUGAGGCCCACUUCUCCCUGGUGCACUAUGCCGGCACUGUGGACUACAACAUUGUCGGCUGGUUGGACAAAAACAAGGAUCCACUGAACGACUCUGUUGUGCAGCUGUACCAGAAGUCAGCAAACAAACUUCUGGCCUUCCUGUAUGCUGGUCAUGCUACUGCUGAUGAUACUAGCACAGGUGGUAGUGGCAAGAAGAGUGGCAAGAGGAAGGGAGGUUCCUUCCAAACUGUGUCAGCUUUAUUCAGAGAAAACCUUGGCAAACUGAUGACCAACCUGAGAAGCACUCACCCUCAUUUUGUACGCUGCUUGAUUCCAAAUGAGUCCAAGACUCCAGGUCUGAUGGAGAAUCACCUCGUCAUCCACCAGUUGAGGUGUAAUGGUGUGCUUGAGGGUAUCAGAAUAUGCAGAAAGGGAUUCCCCAGCAGAAUCCUCUAUGGUGACUUUAAGCUGAGAUACAAAGUCUUGAAUGCCAGUGUCAUCCCAGAGGGACAGUUCAUUGACAACAAGAAGGCUGCAGAGAAACUCUUAGCCUCCAUUGAUGUGGAUCACAGCCAAUAUAAGUUUGGGCACACCAAGGUGUUCUUUAAAGCCGGUCUGUUGGGUACUCUUGAGGAGAUGCGAGAUGAAAAACUUGCAAAUCUAGUAACCAUGACUCAGGCUUUGUGCCGUGGCUACCUCAUGAGGAAGGAGUUUGUCAAAAUGAUGAAAAGAAGGGAAUCAAUCUUUUCUAUUCAAUACAACAUCCGCUCAUUCAUGAAUGUGAAACACUGGCCAUGGAUGAAGCUGUACUUCAAGAUCAAGCCUCUUCUCAAGAGUGCAGAGACUGAGAAGGAAAUGGCUGCCAUGAAGGAGAACUAUGAGAAAAUGAAGGAGGAUCUGGCAAAGGCACUCGCCAAGAAAAAGGAGCUUGAGGAGAAGAUGGUGUCUCUGCUACAGGAGAAAAAUGACCUGCAACUCCAAGUAGCAGCUGAAACCGAGAACCUUUCAGAUGCAGAGGAAAGGUGUGAGGGGCUCAUCAAGAGCAAGAUCCAACUUGAGGCUAAACUCAAAGAGUCAAAUGAGAGACUUGAGGAUGAGGAGGAAAUCAAUGCCGAGCUGACUGCCAAGAAGAGGAAACUGGAGGAUGAGUGCUCUGAGCUGAAGAAGGACAUUGAUGACCUGGAGCUCACCUUGGCCAAAGUGGAAAAGGAGAAACGUGCCACUGAAAACAAGGUCAAGAACCUCACUGAGGAGAUGACCUCGCUAGAUGAGUGCAUUACCAAGCUCACUAAGGAAAAGCAAGCACUACAAGAGGCACACCAGCAGACUCUGGAUGAUCUCCAGGCAGAGGAAGACAAAGUCAACAUGUUGACAAAAUCCAAGAUCAAACUUGAACAACAAGUGGAUGAUCUUGAAGGUUCACUGGAACAAGAGAAGAAAUUCCGCAUGGACCUUGAGAGAGCCAAAAGAAAACUUGAAGGAGAAAUUAAACUAGCUCAAGAAAAUAUAAUGGAUCUGGAGAAUGAUAAGCAGCAGGCUACGGAGAAGAUUAAGAAGAAGGAUUUUGAAACAAGCCAACUUCUAAGCAAAAUUGAGGAUGAGCAGUCUGUGAGUGCUCAACUUCAGAAGAAGAUUAAGGAACUGCUGUCACGCAUUGAAGAGUUGGAAGAAGAAAUUGAGGCUGAGCGUGCAGCUCAUGCUAAAGUUGAGAAGCAGAGAUCUGAUCUCUCCAGGGAACUUGAGGAGAUCAGUGAGAGGCUCGAGGAAGCUGGAGGUGCCACUGCUGCUCAGAUCGAGAUGAACAAGAAGCGUGAGGCCGAGUUCCAGAAACUUCGUCGUGAUCUGGAAGAGUCCACUCUGCAGCAUGAAGCCACGGCUGCUGCCCUCCGCAAGAAACAAGCUGACAGUGUUGCUGAGCUUGGAGAACAGAUCGACAACCUUCAGCGUGUCAAGCAGAAGCUGGAGAAGGAAAAGAGUGAAUACAAAAUGGAGAUAGAUGACCUGGCCAGUAACAUGGAGGCUGUGGCAAAAUCAAAGGCUAAUCUGGAGAAAAUGUGCAGAACCCUUGAGGACCAACUUGGGGAAAUCAAAGCAAAAUAUGAGGAAAAUGUUCGGCAGCUUAAUGACACAUGUUAUCAAAAAGCUAGACUUGCAACUGAAGCUGAUGAACUUAAACAUCAGCUAGAGGAGAAAGAUGUGUUGGUUUCUCAACUAUCCAGAGGAAAGCACAACUACACUCAGCAGAUUGAAGUGCUCCAAAGAAACAUUGAAGAGGAAGUGAAGGCAAAGAAUGCCCUGGCUCAUGCUGUUCAAUCAGCUCGUCAUGACUGCGAUCUGCUCAGAGAACAGUUUGAGGAAGAGCAGGAGGCCAAGGCUGAGCUUCAGCAUGCGAUGUCUAAGGCCAAUAGCGAGGUGGCUCAGUGGAAAACAAAAUAUGAGACUGAUGCCAUCCAACGUACUGAGGAGCUCGAGGAGGCCAAGAAAAAGCUCGCUCAGCGACUCCAAGAGGCAGAGGAAACCAUUGAAGCUGUGAACUCCAAAUGUGCUUCUCUGGAGAAGACCAAGCAAAGGCUGCAAGGUGAGGUGGAGGACCUCAUGAUUGAUGUGGAGAGAACCAAUGCCUUUGCAGCCAACCUUGACAAAAAGCAGAGAAACUUUGACAAGAUCCUGACAGAAUGGAAGCAAAAGUAUGAAGAAGGCCAGGCUGAACUAGAGGGAAGUCAGAAAGAGGCUCGCUCUCUUAGCACCGAACUCUUUAAAAUAAAGAAUUCAUUUGAGGAAUCCCUUGAUCAUUUGGAGACAUUAAAAAGAGAGAACAAGAAUCUACAACAGGAGAUCUCUGACCUGACUGAGCAGCUUGGGGAAAAUGGAAAGACCAUCUAUGAGCUAGAGAAAGCAAAAAAGUCGGUGGAGUCAGAGAAAUCAGAAAUCCAGAUCGCCCUUGAGGAGGCCGAGGGCACUCUUGAGCAUGAGGAAUCCAAGAUCCUUCGUGUUCAGCUCGAGCUCAACCAGGUUAAAAGCGAGACUGACAGAAAACUUGCUGAGAAGGAUGAGGAAAUGGAACAGAUCAAGAGAAACAGUCAGAGGGUCAUUGAGUCCAUGCAGACCACUCUGGACUCUGAGAUCAGGAGCAGGAAUGAUGCUCUCAGAAUCAAGAAGAAAAUGGAGGGAGAUCUGAACGAGCUGGAGAUUCAGUUGAGCCAUGCAAACCACCAGGCUGCUGAGACCCAGAAACAGCUCAGGAUUGUUCAUGGACAACUUAAAGAUUACCAACUGCACCUUGACGAGGCUGUCAGAGGACAGGAAGACAUGAAGGAGCAGGUGGCCAUGGUAGAGCGCAGGAAUAAUCUGAUGCUGGCAGAAAUCGAGGAACUGAGAGUUGCACUGGAGCAAACAGAGAGAGGCCGCAAAGUGGCUGAACAGGAGCUGGUUGAUGCCAGUGAGCGUGUAACACUGCUGCACUCUCAGAAUACAAACCUAAUUAAUACUAAGAAGAAGCUUGAGGCUGACCUGAUCCAAAUACAGGGUGAGGUGGAUGAGUCCAUCCAGGAGGCAAGAAAUGCUGAAGAGAAGGCCAAGAAGGCCAUCACAGAUGCUGCCAUGAUGGCAGAGGAGUUGAAAAAGGAGCAAGACACCAGUGCUCAUCUGGAGAGAAUGAAGAAGAACCUUGAGACUACAAUCAAGGAUCUCCAGCAUCGUCUGGAUGAGGCAGAGAACCUCGUCAUUAAGGGUGGAAAAAAGCAGCUCCAGAAACUGGAGGCUAGGAUACAUGAGCUGGAGGGUGAGGUCGAUGUUGAGCAGAGACGUGGCGCUGAAGCCAUCAAAGGUCUCCGAAAAUAUGAGAGGAGAAUGAAGGAGCUCACCUACCAGACUGAAGAAGACAAGAAAAAUGUUAACAGACUGCAGGAUCUGAUCGACAAACUUCAGCUGAAGGUGAAGGCCUACAAGAAGCAGGCUGAGGAGGCUGAGGAGCAGGCCAACACUCACCUGUCCAAGUUCAGGAGAGUGCAGCACGAGCUGGAGGAGGCUCAGGAACGUGCAGACAUCGCUGAGACCCAGGUCAACAAGCUGAGGGCCAAGAGCAGAGACAUUGGAAAGGGCAAGGAUCCUGAGUAAAGAAGUAAAAAAUAUGGAACUGGUCAAUGCAUAAAGUAUGUUAACAUUUUUGUAAUGCUAUUAUAAUAAAGACCUGCAAUUCCA